UGGGCAGGGGUUUAGAUCGAACGAAUUUAAAAAAUAAAAAGACAAAAAACAAAAAGAAAGACAUCAAUUUUUUCCUCACACAAUAAAGAGUUCACACUCUUUGCUUUAGGGUUCAUCUGAAUUACUCUUUCUUCAUCCAUAGGCUUCGCCGAUUCAAGAUGGAGGGUAAAGCGAAUUUAGAGUCGGCGAUAGAGCAGUUGCAGAAUGUCGAGAAGCAGAUGAGGCUCGCGGGUGACGUUGCCGGCACUAAGAAGGCCGUAACCGACAUUCUUCAGCUUUGCUUCGAGGCAAAAGACUGGAAGAUGCUCAACGACCAGAUAGUCCUCCUCUCUAAGAAACGUGGUCAACUCAAGCAGGCUGUAGCUGCCAUGGUUCAGCAAGCAAUGCAGUACAUUGAUGAAACGCCAGACCUUGAUACUCGUAUAGAACUUAUUAAGACACUUAACACUGUUUCUGCUGGCAAGAUUUAUGUUGAAAUUGAGAGAGCUCGGUUGAUAAAAAAAUUAGCAAAGAUUAAGGAAGAACAGGGGCUUAUAGCUGAAGCUGCAGAUCUGAUGCAAGAAGUUGCAGUGGAAACUUUUGGUGCUAUGGCAAAAACGGAGAAAAUAGCUUUCAUUCUUGAACAAGUUCGUCUUUGUCUGGACCGACAAGAUUAUGUUCGUGCACAAAUUCUCUCCAGGAAGAUCAGUCCAAGGGUUUUUGAUGCUGAUACUUCCAAAGAAAAAAAGAAGCCCAAGGAAGGUGAUAAUGUUGUUGAAGAGGCUCCUGCUGAUAUCCCGUCACUCUUGGAACUGAAGCGAAUCUAUUAUGAAUUAAUGAUACGGUAUUACUCCCAUAAUAAUGAUUACAUUGAAAUCUGUCGUUGCUACAAGGCCAUAUACGAAAUUCCUUCUGUAAAGGAAAACCCAGCUCAGUGGAUUCCGGUCUUAAGGAAAAUCUGUUGGUACUUGGUCCUUUCACCACAUGAUCCAAUGCAGUCCAGCCUUUUGAAUUCUACCUUGGAGGAUAAAAAUCUUUCUGAAAUUCCAAAAUUUAAGGUGCUUUUGAAACAAUUGGUUACUAUGGAGGUUAUCCUAUGGACAUCUCUUUGGAAUACGUACAAGGAUGAGUUUGACAAUGAGAAGAACUUGCUUGGAGGCUCUUUGGGUGACAAAGCAGCAGAAGAUUUGAAGCAAAGAAUAAUUGAACAUAAUAUCCUCGUUGUUUCAAGGUACUACUCAAGGAUUACUGUAAAGAGACUUGCAGAAUUAUUGUGUCUCAGCAUCCAGGAAGCUGAGAAGCACCUUUCAGAUAUGGUCGUGUCCAAAGCACUGGUGGCAAAAAUCGACAGGCCAAUGGGGAUAGUCUGUUUCCAAGUAGCAAAAGAUAGCAAUGACAUUCUCAACUCAUGGUCAAUGAAUUUGGAGAAGUUGCUUGAUCUUGUCGAGAAGAGUUGCCACCAAAUACACAAAGAAACCAUGGUACACAAAACUGCUCUCAAAGUCUGAAAGGGUGAUUCAGCAAUCAUACGCUGGUUGUGAUCCAACUGGAGCUUUCAUUUUGUGAUCUGUAGCGAGGGAAAAAAAAUCCGUUAAAAUUAAUGCAGGCGAAGAUGACGGGACAUGCCUUUGCCCAGAAGUUAAUUCUAUUGUUGACAGAGAUAGUGAGCUCGGAUAUUCUUCAUAGGACCGAGUACUAAGAUUGUUGUAUACUUGUGGCCAAUACUGAACCACUGACUAAUGGCAGGAACCUAAUGGCUUUGUUUUAUAGCAGUGGAAAGAAAUUCUUCUCAA
Molecule: messenger RNA, 1772 nt
Organism: Manihot esculenta (cassava)
Lineage: Eukaryota; Viridiplantae; Streptophyta; Magnoliopsida; Malpighiales; Euphorbiaceae
Product: 26S proteasome non-ATPase regulatory subunit 12 homolog A
Exons: 12
Coding region: 159-1487 (442 amino acids)
Cellular component (GO): nuclear proteasome complex; cytoplasm; proteasome regulatory particle, lid subcomplex
Source: RefSeq, a predicted model, not a curated record